UGAGCGGUGUCUCAUGUUUGCAGUCAGACUGCCGGGGCUGGAGUGAAAUAAGUCCGACGAAGAAACCACCAUAGGCUUUACAGUCUACACUGAGACAUUUUUAGUGUAAUUCCUUUCCGUCUCUAUCCUGCUUUGGUUUAAGCACAAGGUUUUUUCACCGAGCGCUCCAAGCUUACAAAGGACAUUUUGCGAAUUUUGGACAGUUUAUAUUUUCUUUUGUUGCUGGUCAGUUCGUUGCGAUAGACCAAGGUCGAGCGCAGUUUAACAACUGCACGUUUAUUGGAUAACACCUGUCCUGACAGUUAUAUGUAAUUUUAUACAUUUCUUUAUUUUUUCUGUGAAAGUCAAAGUUUCGCCAGACUUGGGUAGCAUACCCGAAAACCUUCUUGACGUGGCUGGCUCAAAGGGUCCUGGAAAGCCUUCGGGUGACUGUCAGGUAUGUCUGUAGCAGUCAGCCAGUCUCCAGACAGGUAACUUGGUGAGCUGUCGCUGCCAUGGCAACGCUGAAGCUGCAGUUGUUGCCGGUCAUCGCCGUGGCCCUGUGGACAACCUGGGUGUCGGCACAGGAUCAAGAGUGGCACUUUAACUCAGCUCAGUGUCGUUAUGCCCUGGGCAUGGAAGAUGGCAGUAUCCCUGACUCAGCCAUCACCGCCUCCAGCGCCUGGUCUGACUCAACUGAAGCCAAGCAUGGCAGGUUGAGCACGGGUGAGGGGGAUGGGGCGUGGUGUCCGAUGGGGGCAGUGUACCCCAGCGGCUCUGAGUAUCUCCAGGUUGACCUUGGAGCUCUUCACUUCCUGUCCUUGGUUGGCACACAGGGUCGCCAUGCCGACGGCCAUGGACAGGAGUUUGCCCGCAGCUAUCGGCUGCGCUACUCCCGUGACGGACGCCAGUGGUUCACCUGGAAGGACCGCUGGGGCCAGGAGGUGAUCUCAGGCAAUGAGAACACUUACGACGUUGUCCUCAAGGACCUGGGCCCCCCUGUUGUGGCUCGUAUGGUGCGCUUCUACCCUCUGGCCGACCGCGUCAUGAGCGUGUGUCUGAGGGUGGAGCUCUACGGCUGUCUGUGGAAUGAUGGUCUGAAGGCCUACACAGCUCCUGUAGGGCAUGUCAUGCACUUGUCUGGCGCCCCUGUCUAUCUGAACGACUCUACCUAUGAUGGCAGCAUCGAGGCAGGGGUACAGUUUGGUGGUCUGGGCCAGCUGUGCGACGGCGUGCUGGGUGGCGAUGACUUCACCGAGAGCAAGGAGUUGCGCGUGUGGCCAGGCUACGACUACCUGGGGUGGAGCCGCGAGGCGCUGGGCCAGGGCAGUGUGGACAUCGAGUUCCACUUCGAGAAGACGCGCACCUUCCACACCAUGCAGGUCCAUAGUAAUAACCGCCACACGCAGGGCGUCCGCGUCUUCAACAAGGUGGAGUGUGUGUUCAAGCCGACACUGCUGCAGCCCUGGUCAUCGCCGCCGCUCACCCUCCUGGUGCCCCUGGCCGACCUGAAGGACCCCUCCUCGCGGCCCAUCUCACUGCCACUCGGCGGGCGUCCCGCCCAGAUCCUGCGCUGCCAGUUCUUUUUCACCGACCCCUGGCUCCUGAUCAGUGAGAUCUCCUUCUACUCCGAGCCGUACGUGGAGAAUUUCUCGGAGACGGCCUCCGUUGUCCCGGUGCCUCCUCCCGCCUCGCCCUCCAGCACCCCCUCUCCUGCCGCUGCCGUGCCCACCUCCCCUCGGCCCUCCCUCACUCCAGAAGCAUCCAACCGCACCAGUGAGCCCACCGACCCCCCCACGACAGUCACCCAACCCGUGACGAACAGCACGGUCAACGAAGCACUGGCAGGGGUCGAGUUCGCUGCCAUGACCCCCAGGCCAGGCGUGCCCGUCGCCAAGGACGACAGCAGCAACACGGCCAUCCUGAUUGGCUGUCUGGUGGGCAUCAUCCUGCUGUUGCUGGCCGUCAUCGCAGUGAUCCUCUGGAGGCAGUACUGGAAGAAGAUACUGGGAAAGGCCCAGGGCAGUCUGUCGAGCGACGAGCUGCGCGUCCACCUCUCGGUCCCCGCCGACAACGUGGUGAUCAACAACACACACAGCUACUCCAGCCGCUACCAGCGCAUCCACACCUUCCCCGACGAGCGGGAGCGUGAGGGCGAGGGCGAGUACCAGGAGCCCAGUGCCCUGCUGCGGCCCCGCGACGACUGUGACAGCACAGCCUUGCUGUUAAACAACCCAGCCUAUCACCUUCUCCUGUCAGAGGCGAGGUAUGUGCCCAGCUGGCUGACAAACGCCCCCAGGUCUCAGGAAAAGCCCCAGAAUGUGCCCCAGGCCUGUGGCGUUGACAUGGACAUGGAGAAGUUUCCGUCCACCCAGGACGAGCCGCCACCGUACCCCGGAGCACCACCGUAUCCCCACGGCCCCUCGUCGUCCCCUCCCCCGCCACUGCUCCCCCCGCUGGGCCCGGCCAGCGUGCCGCACUACGCCGAGGCCGACAUCGUGUGCCUGCAGGGAGUCAGCGGCAACAACACCUACGCCGUGCCGGCGCUGUCCUCCUCGCCGCCCGACUGCCCGCCGCUGCCCGAGCUGCCGCGCCACUGUCUGCUCUUCAAGGAGAAGCUGGGAGAGGGCCAGUUUGGGGAGGUCCACUUGUGUGAGAUCGAGAAUCCUCAAGAUCUGCCCAACCUCGAGUUCCCCUUCAACGUGAGGAAAGGCCGCCCCUUACUGGUGGCAGUGAAGAUCCUGCGCCCAGAUGCAUCUAAGAAUGCAAGGAAUGACUUCCUGAAGGAGGUGAAGAUCCUGUCUCGGCUGAAGGACCCCAACAUCAUCCGGCUGCUGGGCGUGUGUGUGAGCAGCGACCCGCUCUGCAUGGUCACCGAGUACAUGGAGUGUGGAGACCUUAACCAGCACCUGUCCCAUAGGGUGCUGCUGGACAAGUCUGGACCCUCUCACAACACACCAACCAUCAGUUACCCGGCUCUAAUCUCCAUGGCCAGUCAGAUCGCCUCUGGCAUGAAGUUCCUGUCGUCCCUGAACUUUGUCCACCGAGAUUUGGCGACGCGUAACUGCCUGGUGGGGGGAGAGCGUGGCGAGCCAGACGACGGCAGCGGCGAACGCCAGAUCAAGAUCGCUGACUUUGGCAUGAGCCGCAACUUGUAUGCCGGCGACUACUACCGCAUCCAGGGCCGCGCCGUGCUGCCCAUCCGCUGGAUGGCCUGGGAGUGCAUCCUCAUGGGGAAGUUCACUACUGCCAGUGAUGUGUGGGCCUUCGGAGUGACUCUGUGGGAGAUGCUCAACAUGUGCCAAGAACAGCCCUACUGCAACCUGACGGAUGAACAGGUCAUCGAUAACGCUGGGGAGUUUUUCAGGGACCACGGCAGACAGGUGUAUCUGUCCCGGCCGGCCGUGUGUCCCCAGGGCCUGUACGAGCUCAUGCUGAGCUGCUGGAACAGAGACUGCAAGCUGCGGCCCUCCUUCGCCCACAUCCACUCCUUUCUCACCGAGGACGCCAUGAACAUGGUGUAGAGACACCGGGAGAGAGAGAGAGAGAGAGAGAGAGAGAGAGAGAGAGAGAGAGAGAGAGAGAGAGAGAGAGAGA
Molecule: messenger RNA, 3576 nt
Organism: Alosa alosa (allis shad)
Lineage: Eukaryota; Metazoa; Chordata; Actinopteri; Clupeiformes; Clupeidae
Gene: ddr1
Product: discoidin domain receptor tyrosine kinase 1
Biological process (GO): positive regulation of kinase activity; multicellular organism development; protein phosphorylation
Cellular component (GO): signaling receptor complex; membrane
Molecular function (GO): ATP binding; collagen binding; protein tyrosine kinase collagen receptor activity
Source: RefSeq, a predicted model, not a curated record